ACACCCCCUUUUAAAAAAACCUUCCCUUCUUUCUCAGUAUCAAUUCUAAGACAGAAGAGUGGCAAGAGUUAGGCAAUUAGAGUUUAGUGACUUGCCCAGGGCCACACAGAUAGGAAGCAUCUGAGGCCAGAUUUGAACCAGGUCCUCCCUACUCCAUCCACUAUGCUAUCUAGCUGCCUCCAAAACACACUUUUAAGAUGAAUCUGCACCAUUAACAUUUUUCCUAACAUUUUCUUAAGUCUAGACAGUCAAUAAUAUGUCAUCCUGACACAGUAUUUGCUCAUUUCAGAAGUGUGACUAUUUCCACUGAACAUUUAACAAUUGGCUCUCUCAAGCCAGAACAAGCCAUACCCAGUGUACUACCAUCUCGGAUCAUUCCUCGAACUAUAAGGACAUUUGAAGAAUUCCUACACACCUCCAAAGAGUCAGAAACUGUCAUACAAUUCUGUCGGGCUGUGGGAGCAGCCCAGGACCCUUCCUUUUGCUGAUUGCCUGCCAGGCUAGACCUUCAUGACUCUGGACUACAUAUGUAGAUGCUGCGCUGCUGCCGCUGCCUCCCAGAACAGCUAUAUAAAUAUUUAUUUACAGGACAGUCAUCAAGAGAAUAGAGAGAGAUGCUGAUUCAUUGCCUUACACUGAAACCCUCUCUUUUCCCUCCCCUUCCUUCCUCUUUAGGAGGGAGACAUUCUGAGACCGCAUCUUAGAACGAAGUUGGCUUGACAUAGUCUUGUUUGUCUGUUUCCGCCUUUAUGGCUGACUGCCUUUCUGAUAACUGCGGAUAGAACUUUCCUUCACAGGGGGUUCCCCAGGCUGCCUGUCCUUCAGCCCCCAACAAUAACUAAUCUAUGAUCUCUUUUCUGCUGGGGUGGAAGAACAAUGGAAUUCUUGAAAUUCUUCAAUCUGGAAGUGAAUGGCACCAUGGUGACAAUGGCUCUGGUAUUGGUCCUCCUGGUCCUUCUGAAAUGGUAUUCUACUUCUGCAUUUUCCAGCCUUGAGAGAGUGGGCAUUAGACACCCUAAGCCUCUUCCUUUUAUUGGUAACUUGACCUUCUUCAGACAGGGUUUUUGGGAGAGUCAUAUGGAACUGAUAAAGACAUAUGGACCACUGUGUGGGUACUAUCUCGGCCGUCGGAUGUACAUUGUAGUGUAUGAGCCACAAAUGAUCAAGGAGGUUUUGGUGAAGAACUUUGGCAACUUCACCAACAGAAUGAUGUCAGGGUUGGAGACCAAGCCAAUUGCUGACAGCAUCCUGUUUCUGAGGAACAAGAGAUGGGAAGAGGUCAGAAGUACGCUGACUCCUGCUUUUAGUCCUAAAAAGCUGGAUGAGGUGAUUCCCUUAAUCAGCCAAGCCUGUGAUCUUCUAUUGACUCACUUGAAGCCUUAUGCAGAGUCUGGGGAAGCUUUUGAUAUCCAGAGGAGCUAUGGCUGUUUCACUCUGGACGUGGUUGCCAGUGUGGCCUUUGGAUUCCAGGUGGACUCUCAGAAGAGGCCAGAGCAUCCUUUUGUGAAGCACUGCAGACGCUUCUUUCAAUUCUCCAUUCCUAAAUGUGUUCUCAUUUUAAUUUUCGCAUUUCCAUCCAUUAUGAUCCCACUGUCCCGAGUUCUGCCCAACAAGAACAGAGAUGAACUGAGCGCCUUUUUUAAUAAUGUCAUCAGGAAUAUGAUCACUCUGCGAGACAAGCAAGCUGAAGAAGAGAGACGAAGAGAUUUCCUCCAGAUACUCCUAGAUGCCCGUGGUGCUCCUUCCUCUGCUGAAGUCAGUCAGAGUGCUCAGAAUGGAGACUCUUCCAUCCCCCAAGCCACAUCCAGAGUGCUACAAAAGACCUUGACUACAGAUGAAAUAGUGGGACAAGCCUUCAUCUUUCUAAUUGCUGGAUAUGAAACCAUCACCAAUACUCUCUCCUUUGUCACCUACCUGUUGGCUACCAAUUCUGAGUGCCAGGAGAAGCUCCUGAGAGAGGUGGAUGAAUUCAGUGAGAGAAACGCUGUCCCAAAGUUCUGCACACUGGAAGAAGAAUUACCCUACCUGGAUAUGGUGAUUGCAGAGACCUUGAGGAUGUACCCACCAGCUUUUAGAUUCACUCGGGAAACUGAAAAAGACUGUGAUGUGAUGGGCCUCCAUAUUCCAGCUGGGGCUAUUGUGGAAAUGGCUGUUGGCUAUCUGCAUCACAAUCCAGAAUACUGGCCAAAUCCAGAGACAUUUAUUCCAGAAAGGUUUAGCCUGGAGGCGAGGCAGCAGCAUCUGCCCUUCACGUACCUGCCAUUUGGGGCCGGUCCUCGCAGCUGCAUCGGCGUGAAGAUGGCGAUGCUGGAGAUGAAGCUGACUUUGCUCCGGCUUCUCCAGAAGUUCAAGUUUGAAAUCUGCCCCGAGACCCAGGUGCCCCUGCAACUGAAAUCCAGAUCCGCCCUAGGACCCCGAAAUGGAGUCUACAUUAAGAUUGUAUCCCGUUGAAACAGUGGUGCCCCUCUCUGCGAUUUUCUCAGCCGAAGUCCUUCUCCUCCCCGGAACUCAGUAUCCCAGGAAUCCUCUUAAAUGGAAAGAAGCCCACUGUAUGGAUAUCUAACUUACAAAAAUACAUUAUAAAAAUAUAGUCUGUGGAUACUUCAUAUGCCCAUGUAAGAAAUGAAAAAUAUGAUGCCGGGUCACCAGCCCCCUCGACAUUUAAUAAAUGCUUCUUGUCACUUG
This is a messenger RNA of Monodelphis domestica (gray short-tailed opossum), 2685 nucleotides long. It is a transcript of the gene TBXAS1, whose product is annotated as thromboxane A synthase 1. The record is from RefSeq and is a predicted model, not a curated record. Gene Ontology annotation, molecular function: iron ion binding; heme binding; steroid hydroxylase activity. NCBI's taxonomy places the organism in Eukaryota, Metazoa, Chordata, Mammalia, Didelphimorphia, Didelphidae.